AUGCAGACAGCGGCAGCAUACCUAUGGAUCGGCCAGGUUAGAAAGCAACUGGGGAGGCAGCCACGAUCAAGCGUUGAAUCCGGCGGGUGGAGUGCGGUUCCAAGCAUUUUCCGCAAAAAGAACGUCACAGACAUGACCAGAACUCUCUUUAUUUACCGAAUAUUGGCCUGUGUGGCAUCCCUAAUGGUUCUUAUUUGUUCAACCCUCCCUCAGCUUGUCUUAACAGUUGCUAAUCGUCCAAAGGAGGGCAAUAUUGAUCAGCUGUGGGGUUGGUGUCAUAUAUUUGUGUACAUGGAUCACACCACUCGCUCAUUCGCAACGUAUCUCAUAGUUAUACCCUACGUCCUUUUCUUCUGGGAUUUCCUAUUCAGUGAGGUUGUUCCUCGUCGCCACUUAGUAAUGAAACGCAUAUUUCGUGGAAUUGUUAUUUCAGCGCUUCCAAUAGCCAUUAUUUCCUCAAUGGUGGCAAUACCCCUUGUGGUCUAUAGGUAUGAAAAGACUGGCAACGAAAGCACAAUCUAUUGUGGGGCAACAAUCUCCGGCACAACCAACUUUAUUGCCUUUGAUUUUGCCGUUACACGAGUAGCGCCAACAGUCAUCAUCAUUGUUGUGACUUCCGCUUUUCUUGUAUGGCUUCCAAGACAUCACUAUGGGGUAUUUUAUGAGCCUCUCAUUUUUCUCGGUCUUAUGGCUCCAGUUGUAUUUCUCGAAGGAACUGUAUACAUUGCCUGCUAUAUGGGAAAAGUUACCAGUCUAAUUAAUGAACAAUUCGCCAACGCAGUUCUCAUCUUUUACGCAUUCUAUCACAUGUCCUUCAGUAGUACAUUUGUUCUUGCAACUCUUCGAUCGGUAAUUACUGAAAUUCGGCAUGAACGCAAGGCGAGAAAGAGAUUCCUGAUUGGUGAGGAGCCUAAAGAAGAUGAACGCAAGAAUGCUCGUCGGAGUGAUGUGAUGCUUGGUCUUCAGCGACAGUUUUCCGUUGUUUUCCGAUGGCGAUCCGAAUGUGCAGAGGAUGAAUUGCAUCUAGAAGAGCGAUUUAUGGAAAAAAAGCCUGUGGUUAACCUGGAAGCUCCUCCAAUUCUAGAGGAAACGUUUGAUGAUGAAUUAACAGAAAAGAAACCCCCCGAUGAUGUUACGUUGCAUUAUUCCAUUCUCCAACGCUCUGCGACCAUAAAGAAAACCACUUCACCGAGCACCAGUCCCCCGCGACAAUUUAAACCCAAAACCCCCUCAGAAGACACACCUAGGAGUCCAGAGAUAACCCAUUUUGAUUUUCAAGGAAAAUAUAAUAAUUCUCAAAAUAGUCCCACCCGAAGAAAUCCUAGAGGAACUGGAACAGGUGUUGCCAGAAGCCCAACUUCGCUAUCACCCAGAUCCCUACAUGUAAGACAGCCGGAAAUCAAUCAACGAUUUGGAUCUAUGACACAUAUUCAAAACCUACCAGAUGAUACUAUUCUACCUGGUUGUCCUGUCCAACGUAGUCCAAGAAGAACACCUCGAUUCGAGUAG
This is a messenger RNA of Rodentolepis nana, 1509 nucleotides long. The record is from the annotation of a GenBank genome assembly. Lineage: Eukaryota; Metazoa; Platyhelminthes; Cestoda; Cyclophyllidea; Hymenolepididae.